Messenger RNA from Equus quagga, 3036 nucleotides. RefSeq names its product HEAT repeat containing 4 (gene HEATR4). Gene Ontology annotation, molecular function: oxidoreductase activity. Bases 46 to 3036 code for a protein of 996 amino acids. The transcript is spliced from 15 exons. Lineage: Eukaryota; Metazoa; Chordata; Mammalia; Perissodactyla; Equidae. The record is from RefSeq and is a predicted model, not a curated record.
CUCUGAACCAUUAUGCUUUAAGUGUCUCUCACAUGAUGAUGUCCUAUGCUGGAGAAGAUUUGGAAAACAGACAUUCAUAGACUGUUGGUGGACACAAACUGGUACCUGGCCACCCCUCCAGGCCUUGCCUCUGGACCAGGCAGUGUGGAAGGAAGCAUUUGCUGGGAAACAAUGACCAAGACCCAAAAGGGAAAGACUUUUCUCUCCCACCGUUUCCAGCAGUCACUCCCCCCACGGCUGGGAUGGGGCUUGAUUUUCUCUUACUUAAAACCAAGAAACAAGGAGGAGUGCACCUCCGUCUCCGGUGUGCCUCCAGUCUUCCACUUCAGCCCUCAGUACUGUGCACACCUCAAGAGCCAAUAUUUGAAAAAGGCCGCAACGAACCUUACCUUCUCUCAGGAGGUGGUGUGGCAGCAAGGGCUGCCCAGCAUUUCUUAUAGCCAGUACAGCUUUGACCAUCUCUACAAUGUACACGACAUCAUCCAGCCUCCUCAGAUCAGGAGGGCCCGACCUCAGAAAUCCAUCAGCUUCAAGUUCUUGGAUUCUUCAGGUCCCUCAGCAAGGGUCACCUUCCAGGCUGUGAGGACAGAAAGCUCUGCCAAUCUUAAGAAGAAGCUGAAGGAAGCAGAGCCAGCAAGCUUAGUCCAGGAAACAUCUUGCCCUCUCAUUCUUCAAUCCUGUAGGGAUCCAGACACACUACGUCUGUCACUUUCUCCAGAUGUGAACCUGGAGGACAGGGAAGCCUGGCUUCCGCCGGCUGAGAAGGAGGCCAGAGCCUGGGAGGCCGUUGUGCUGGAAAAGCUGAACAAGCGCACUGCCCGAUGGAUCCAGAACAAGCGUCCUCUAAGGUCUGGUGUAUCCCCCAACAAGUGGCAGAGCUUCUUGCGCCAGCAGUAUGACUGGAGUCACAUCCGGGAUGAGCUCACUUCUGACAGCGACCUGGAGCUCUUGAAACAGCUAGAGGAAGAAGAGACAGCAGAAUUUGAGGGUCAAACUGUCAUCCUGCCCACCCAGGAAAAUAAGAAGCCAGAACUGCUGCUUCCUGUUUAUUACAGAUUGCCCAAUUACUUGCCACAAGUGCAGACUAUUGAAACCAUGCCUGACAAUAAUAUCGCUGAGGAUAUCAGUGGAAAGAGGAGCAUCUGCCAGCCCCGAAACCAGAGCUACUUCCGACAAGUAAAUUCCCGAGCUGGAAAGUUUGCUUACUCCACAGACAACACCUUUGAACAGGAGAUUUACUUUGAUAAAGUCCAGGUCAUCCACAAGAUUGGUGCAAAGAGAGACCAAAUUUUCCUGGAAAACCUCAAUCGGUAUGACAAGCAGCUAUGUACGGUCUUCCCUCAAAGCCCAGAAAGGUGGACUUCCCAGCCAGUUCCUGAAGCACCUUGUAGGCCUGUGAAAGGGACCCUGCGCUGGACUGCUUUGCCCACCCCAGCCAAGGAUCUGCUGCUGCAGGCGGGUGAAGAGGACGCGCCCAUUAAGACCAGGAGACCCAAGAAGCUGUCAAAAUCACUGAAGGAGGAUGUGACUUGGGAACUGGUGGUCCUGCAGAGGAUGCUGCAGGAAUGGAAGACUGCCUGGGCCCGAAUCAUUGAGUGGCACCAUGAGACAGUAGAGGGCCUGCUGCGGAGCUUGGGGGACAUGCAUGAUGACACCCGGAUCCAAGCCAUCCUCACAUGUGCCACAGCGGCUUUAGAACGGCCCCGGAUUGUCACCAGCCAGGGGGACUCAGACAAGGAGCCCGUGAAAGCCCCACCUAUCCAGGACUUGCCAGAGGUUCUACAGCCCGCCCUGGAGGCUGCUCUUUGUGACAAGAAUGAGCAUGUGCGGAUGGCAGCAGCGGUAUGCCAAUACGCCAUACAGUCACAUAAUCCCGUUGCCCGGGACAUCAUGCAGACUGCCCUUUUGAAGGGUAAUAGCGUGGACAGCUGGGCUGCAGCUCAGUGCUUGGCUCUGGAAGGUGCUGCCACUUACCCCGUGAUUAAGAGGAUCCUCCAUCAGCUGUUUACCAAGAGGAAUGAGGAAACUGAGCACCAGUCUUGUAUGCUCCUGAGCCAUCUCAGUGGGAAGACAACCCUGAUACACACCCUGCUUGCCGUGGAGCUGAACAGCCGUCAAUGGAAGGAUCGGAUUGUGGCCUGCCGGGCUGUCUCCCAGAUCAGUGGAAGUGUCAGUUUGGAUAUGAAACAUAAGUUGAUCCAGCUGAUGUUGAAUGACUGGCAUAAGGAAGUGAGACAAGCAGCUGCCCAAGCUCUGGGGCACAAGAGCCUUGGGAAGGAGGUGCAUGACACAAUCAGAGUCAAACUGAGUCAAGGAAAUCCCCAGGAGCGUGUGGAAGCCCUCUCCCUGAUUGGUAGGCUCAAGCUCAUGACCGCCAAGCUUCUCCCAAGCUUCCUGAACUGCUUCUCUGAUGACUUCAUGGCAGUUCGACGGGCAGCCUGUUUGGCAGCAGGUGCCCUGCAGAUCCGUGAUGAGAUGGUCCUUGAAUGCCUUCUGAAUCUGACACAGAGAGAUCCUUACUGGAAAAUCAAGGCCUUUGCCAUUCGAGCUUUGGGACAGAUUGGCCAAGUGAGUCCGCAAGUGACAGACCUUCUGCUCUGGGCCAUCCACUAUGAAGAGUCACCAGGUGUACGACUAGAAGCUUGCCGUAGCAUCCUAGCCCUGAAACUUCAAGGAGACCGGGUCAGGGACACCUUCCUAGACGUGCUGCUCCUAGAGAACCACAAUGCUGUUCUAAAAGAAAUUCAUCAGGCAAUGAAGAUACUUAACUUAGAAAAUGAAGGAAACCAAGAAAUGCUUCAGGAGAUCAAGAACAGGAUUCAAACACUAAGCCAAAAGGACUUGCUGACGCAGAAAGUAUUCAAGAUUGAGAUGGUCAUAGGAAAAGUGAAGGAGGAAGCAAAACGUGUUUACUUGCAACCCAAAGAGGGGCAAAAGCCACUCAAAUUCAAUAGUUUUCUCCAAGAAACUUUUAAAGGUAGGUCUCCUGGAGGUGAGUCCCGUGUCUUCACUCCUUUUAACAAGACUUUUCCAUGA